Molecule: messenger RNA, 1938 nt
Organism: Amphibalanus amphitrite
Lineage: Eukaryota; Metazoa; Arthropoda; Thecostraca; Balanomorpha; Balanidae
Gene: Uba4
Product: adenylyltransferase and sulfurtransferase MOCS3-like
Biological process (GO): protein urmylation; tRNA wobble position uridine thiolation
Cellular component (GO): cytoplasm; cytosol
Molecular function (GO): URM1 activating enzyme activity; adenylyltransferase activity; thiosulfate-cyanide sulfurtransferase activity
Source: RefSeq, a predicted model, not a curated record
GGAAGGGCGUCGUUAGCGCUGCGCCCGCUACGGAGUUGUAACUUAUGCCAGCUGUUUUGUUAAUUUGUUUCAAGUAAUGGCGGAUACAGUAGAAAAAUCGGAGUUUCAGGAAGGUCUUUCUCAAGAUGAGGCUUUUCGUUAUAGUCGGCAAAUGAUCCUGCCUGAAAUAGGGCGGGAGGGUCAGGAGAAGCUGAAGAAUUCAUCCAUACUGAUUGUGGGAGCUGGCGGUCUUGGCUGUCCAGCGGCAAUCUACCUGGCAGCAGCUGGUGUGGGUACCCUUGGUGUGGUGGACCAUGAUGUGGUGGAGGUCAGUAACCUCCAUCGGCAGAUUUUGCACACUGAGGGACGGAUUAACACCCCAAAGGCCAACUCCAUUGGAGAGGCAGUUGCUGGACUGAACCACCAUGUCUGUGUGGUGCCGCACCACCUGGCUCUGGACAGCACCAACGCCCUGCAGCUGGUGCAGCGGUACGAGGUGGUGCUCGACUGUACCGAUAACGUAGCCACCCGCUACCUACUGAACGACGCCUGUGUGCUGGCCGGCCGGCCGCUGGUCUCUGGCAGCGCGCUGCGCUUCGAGGGACAGCUCACCACGUACAACUACGCGGGCGGUCCGUGCUACCGCUGCCUGUACCCUCGGCCGCCCCCACCAGAGACCGUCACCAACUGUUCAGACGGCGGCGUUCUGGGCGUGGUGCCAGGAAUCAUCGGCUCUCUGCAGGCCCUGGAGGCGGUCCGCCUGCUGAUACCCGGCCUGCGCGCGGCGCACGCGCAGACCCUCCUUCUGUUUGACGGUCUACUGGGAGCGUUCCGGUCGGUGAGACUGCGCGGCCGACAGCCCGACUGUGCCGUGUGCGGCGACCAGCCGACCGUCACCGAACUGGAGGAUUACGUACAGUUCUGCGGAGCCGCGCCUACCGACAAGGACUCCGGCGUGCGUCUGCUGGCUGCCGAGGAGCGGCUCACGCCUCAGCAGUACCAGCAUCUCAGCACGCCUAAACUGCUGGUCGACGUGCGCCAGGCCAAUGAGCUCGACAUCUGCCGACUGCCGGACGAGUUUCAAGUUCUGAACGUGCCGCUAGGGGCGCUGCGGACGGUGGAGGGCCGGGAGACUGUGCGGCAGGCGGCCCUGGAGCGCCGCGCGGGGGAUGGACGGGUCACAGUGGUGACCCUGUGCAGACGCGGUAACGACUCUCAGCGCGCCGCUCAGCUCCUGCAGAGACAUCUAACGGAGACCCCCGAACUGGAGGUUCGUGACAUCCGCGGCGGCCUGUACGCGUGGAAGGACGAAAUUGAUCCCUCACUGCUGCUCUACUAGGCCCCAACUCUUCCCAGUCCUCUCCUAACGAAAAAGAUGUUUGCUGGCGAGCUAUACACGCAUACGGCACUAAAAAUACCUUUUAUACGCCGUUGAGUUUUAUAGCGUGUUUGUGAGAUUUAUGCGGGGUUAUUCGUUUUUAGACACCGGCAAGCUGGACAAGAAUAUGUGGUCUGAUUCGUAAUGUGCGAGAUGUUGUCCAUUUGUAACGCCACAUAGAUUUUGACUUUCAUUCCUGCUGUCUUCGUCAUAUGUGAUCCAGUGGCUACUUUAGGUGGAAAUGAGCAAUGGAAGAUAUCGGAGGUGACGUUCAUUAGAUUUAGAUCCCAGACUACGUUUCGAUAUAGGGAUAGGUGUUCGACGCUUCAUUCCACGCAAAUGGUAACAGGGACCAUAAGACAAUCAUCGCACCAUCAAGCACAAAGCUUCUGAUCUCCGCGUAAUAACUUCAGAUCGUCACUACUCACUAUGUUAGUACAACCAUUCAAGUUCCGUAUGCCGCGAAUAUCAAGCCAAACAGCAAGUGAUGUCGAUGGUUAUAUUUCGAUUAAAAAAGAAACAACUACCGAGCAUGCAACGCUAAUGAACAUGUCUAAUGUGAAUAAAUGCGGCGGCACGGA